UAUCUAUUAAAUCAGGGUGGCCUCUAAUAUGGACCCUUUUUUUGAUGGACCAAUCAUGGACCCUCUAAAAUUACCUGCUGUUGCAGGUCAUUUGUAUUUCCUUAAGUUUAUAUAAAAACAAUAUUUCUUUUUAAAAAAAUAUAAAAACAAUAUUAUUAAUUAAGUAAUUUACAGUUUUGCCCAUCAAUGUGUUGUUAUUUUUGAAGAGAAUACUGGAACCUUUUUUCCAGUUUUCUUUCCACAUCACGUUGAAACUUUCUCACCAUCUCACUCCUUGGAUUCAAGUGAAACUUCUUCCUUCUUUUAAUCAAACUGCUUAUUCCUUUUUCCUUUUCAUAUCAAGAUCGUUUCAUAUCAAGAUCGUGAUUGGCUUGUCUUGGUGAGGGAUAAUAUGAACUCAACAGAUCUGUGGCAGUGAGUAAGCGCAAAUCCACAAAGGGGUUUUUAUCAAAAUUGGAGUUUUAUAUACACUUUUAAUUUGUUGUGAUGGCUAACAGUAACAAUGAACAGAUUAUGAGUAGCAGUGAAAAUACCUCACAGUUUAUGGAGUUUGGAGAUAUAGAAAGUGAUAUGAAAGUUGGAUUUGGAUUUGCUAUUCAAGGAAUGGAAGAUAUAGGAAAAAUUGAUUUUAAAAAAUUAAAUGCAAGUGAUGUUAUGAAGUUUCAUUUUCCAAAUAUUGCAGUGGCUUAUGCAUUUUACAAUUGGUAUGCUCGAAUGAAUGGUUUUUCUGCUCGUAGAAGAAAAGUAAGGAGAAACAAAAACAACGAGAUUAUACAACAAAUAUUUGUUUGCUACAGACAAGGUUUCAGAGAAAAAAAGCUUGAGAACAAUAAAAUCCGUAAGCGUGAGGCAAGAGCUGACACUAGGUGCGGAUGUGAUGCCAAAUGUAGUGUGCACAUUGAUUCUGGUAGUCGAUGUUGGUAUGUAUGGGAUUUUAACAAUGACCACAAUCAUAGCCUUGUCGAUGAUGAUUUUAUUGCAAUUCAAAGAUUUUUCUUACAAACAAACAACCUUAUGCCAUCAACAGUCACACCCGAAACAAAAAUAAAACACAGACUCUGGAAUUAUACCAAAUUUAAAGAACUAACAAGAAGUGUGAUUAACCAAACAUUGAACGGUUGAAUAUUUCAAGUCUUUGACUAGACAACUUAAAACAACACGACACGCCUAAUUCCACAAAUAAAUACCUUUUUUUUUUUUGGAAAAUAAAGGGACCUUACUUGAAGAAUUACAUAAUGGGAAUGUAAGAGUGAUUUACCUAUUUACUCAGAAGGAGAAAAAACAAGCAGCAUUUUAUAAAAAUACAAGUAACCAAUUUAUUCAACCAUUUCUCUUUCCAGAAGCAUCAAUUCAAUUUAGUUUAGUUCAUCUAUUCUUCUGACACAAAUAAACACCUCAGUUAACACUAAUUUGAAGUAUUUGAAUACUAACAAAUCCAAAUGCUGACAUCAACCAGUAAACAUGAAAUUAACCUAAAAAGAAGAAAGAAUCAUAAGAAUCCAAGGAAUUAGAAUGAAUAGUUUGAUAAUAAAACAACUAGGAAUCCACAACAGCAAAAUUGGAAUCGAUUAACAGCUAUGAAGCAAGAAAGGAAACUGCAAUCGAUUAACAAUUAUGGAUUUGGGGUUUAAGUUUUGAAGAUUUAGAAUUUUUGUUUGAGAAGCUUAAGAUUCAGAAUUGACAAUUGAUGAAAAAUAGAGGAGAAAAAUGGAGGAAAAGAAAUUACAGAAGAAGAAAGGGAACUUUCUGAGAAGAACUUUCUGAGAAGAGAGAUGAAAAAUAUGAACACAGAACAGAACGAGAUCACGAAAAUCCAAAUCCAAUUCGUGUCAGAUUUCCGAUCUUAGCAAUAAACGGACCUUCGAUUCGACGAUUUCACAAAGGAAAAAAAAAACGCUUUCUCAAGAGCUUCGUUGUCGGUGGCCCAGGCAAGUCCACCAACAAAGCAUUGGUAUUCAACUUCCGCCAUGGAAAUCGGGAAAGAAAAUUGGCAAUUGAUGAAAAAUAGAGGAGAAGAAUGAAUGAAAAGAAAUUACAAAGAGGGAAAGGAAUUUUCUGAGAAGAGAGAUG
Molecule: messenger RNA, 2070 nt
Organism: Medicago truncatula (barrel medic)
Lineage: Eukaryota; Viridiplantae; Streptophyta; Magnoliopsida; Fabales; Fabaceae
Product: putative protein FAR1-RELATED SEQUENCE 10
Exons: 3
Coding region: 487-1122 (211 amino acids)
Source: RefSeq, a predicted model, not a curated record